GGGACAUAAUGAAGAAGCAAUGGAUAGCGCAACGCAGUCGUCAGAUGCAGACAAAAGCGCAAAAACUAAAACUAACACUAAAGCCAGUGUAGUGUCCGCGGAUCAAAGCAAAGAGAUGCCUGCCAAGGCAGCGCCAGCAACGGCUGCGCCAGCGGCUGCAGAUAAUAAACCAAAAAGAAUGGAGACUAGAAAAUCAUCGUCUGAUACGGUGCUUGAGCCCGUCGGGAAGCAGCACUCGGGUUCCGGUUCUGGACCGCAAUCCAUGAGCGGCUCGUUAUCCUACAAAGGCGUACAAAGCAAGACUAGCAAGGGUAGCAAAGGUGCCGACAGAUACGCUCAUCCCAUGCGCUUUGUGCGUAAGAAUGUAGAGCAAUCCAACCGCAAUACCAAUCCGUUUGUAGAACUGGAAACAGAGUUUCCACGUGACUAUGACGUCAACAUUGAGAUGCUUUCGCGGGAAGCCGAGCACUUAGAGGAACAAUUCCGCACGCCAACUCGUUUGAACACCACAGAUACGGCCAGUAUUCCGGUGGCCGGUAUCAUAGAUAGCAUCAUAACGGAGGCAUCGCGUACGGUGAAGCCGGAAAAGUCUACCAUUGAUGUGCCAUCCAACAAAUCUGCCAACAAACAGACGAGUGGUGUCAAGCGCGUUGGCUUCCAGGUCGAGGAGAAGCGCAACGCCGAGGGUCUGCUCGACGAAAGCCAACCAAAGGGUUUUGCGGAGUUGUCCAAACAGUCCGAGGCUGGCGAAGAGAUUAGUGGAGAUGGUUCCGCUGUUGGGACACUGACAGAAACGUCUGUGUCGCAGCAACCCUCAUCUGCAUCCAAUGCAUCAGCCACAUCGUCGGUGACGUCGCUGACGAAAGAGCGCAAGAGUGAUGAAGAUGAUGAUCCGGUGGCAAUGUCGCCAUGCGGGCGCUUCUUUAAGUACGACAAAGAAGUUGGUCGUGGUUCCUUUAAAACCGUUUACCGUGGCCUAGACACGCUAACGGGCGUGCCAGUGGCCUGGUGCGAGCUGCUGGACAAACAAGUGAAGAAGAGUGAGCGCACCAGAUUUCGCGAGGAGGCGGAUAUGUUGAAAAAAUUGCAGCAUCCGAACAUUGUGCGUUUUUAUACGUAUUGGGAGUUUCCGAUUGGACGCAAAAAGAAUAUCGUACUAGUCACCGAGCUAAUGUUAUCUGGUACUUUAAAGUCGUAUUUGAAGCGAUUCAAAAAAAUUCACCCAAAGGUAUUAAAAUCAUGGUGUCGUCAGAUCUUGAAGGGUCUCAACUUCCUGCACACUCGUCAAUUUCCUAUAAUUCAUCGUGAUUUGAAAUGUGAUAAUAUUUUUAUAACUGGCACCACUGGUAGCGUUAAAAUCGGUGACUUGGGACUGGCAACUCUAAAGAAUCGCUCCCAUGCUAAAUCUGUGAUUGGUACACCUGAGUUUAUGGCACCCGAGAUGUACGAAGAGCACUACGACGAGUCCGUGGACGUCUAUGCCUUUGGCAUGUGCAUGUUGGAGAUGGCCAUAUCCGAAUACCCCUAUAGCGAGUGUAAGGGCCCCGCCCAGAUCUACAAAAAGGUGAUAUCUGGCAUUAAGCCGGCUGCGCUCUCCAAGGUCGAAGAUCCCAAUGUGCGCGACAUCAUCGAACGUUGCAUUGAGCUCAAAAAGGAGGAUCGUCCCAAAUGCAACGAGCUACUGGAGUCAGAGUUUUUCGACGAGGACAUUGGCAUACGCGUCGAGCCCACUGCUGCGGAGCAGUUUCUUUCCGAUCCCAGCAUCAGCAUCAUUGAGUUUCGGUUGCGUUUCAUGGACCCCAAGAAACGUUCCUCUCGUCAUAAAGAGAACGAAGCCAUUCAAUUUGAAUACAAUAUUCAGCAUGAUGAAUAUGAGCAAAUUGCACAGGAUAUGAUGAAGGAGAACAUAAUUUCAGAGGAUGACUCUCGCGCUGUUGCACGCCUGCUAAAGGUCCAAGUGGUCUCGCUGCUGAAGGAGCGUGCCCAACGACAAACUCAAAUCAAGCUGCAAAACGAAAAGUCGCGCUUGGAAAAGUUAGCACUGCAAAAGCAGCGCGAGAGCUUGCCCACAAAUGUUGAGGAAGAGUCUGAAGAUGAGUCCGAGGAUGAAGAGGAUGGCGUCAAAUGGAAUCAGAGACUGCAGCUCAAGUACGAUCUGUUGAACACUGACUCUGAGACAAGCCUGGCCACCUCUACCAACAGCGUAGAUCCACAGAAUCUGGCCACCAGAUCCAACACUUCCAUGCAAAACGGCACUUGUCAACAGCCACAGUUGCCGCAGCUAAUUACGGGCCAACAGAAGGUGAUUGCUCCCGCUGCCAUUGCACAAGUGCAACAGCACUCGACUACGGUUCACUAUAUACAGAAUCCGCAGAUGGCAUCCUACCAAAGUGCCAGUAACGCCAUACAAGACAUUGCCAAUGGCCAUGAUCAGGUCAUCUCGCCUACGGGAAAUCAGCAACAGCAGCAGCAGCAACAACAACAACAGCAAGCAGUUCAGCAACAGUCGAUGGUGCAGCUACAAGCCCAACAACAAGUGCAGCCGCCCCAAUUGUUAGCUCAGCCUGUGGCAGUACCUGUGCAGGUGCAGGUGCAGGUUCCACAGCAGCCGCAACCACAGCAGCAGCAGCCUGCUGUUAUUCAUGUGAUGUCAGCGCCUAUGCAACUAGACCAACAACAGCAGCAGCUCCAGCAACAGCAGCAGUUGCCACUUCAGCAACAGUUGCAACAACUUAUGCAAGCAAAUGUGCCAUCAACGGAGCUUAUGCAACAUCAACAACAACAACAACAGCAGCAGCAACAGCAACAAUACUAUCAGCAGCAACAAGCCAUACAUCAGGCGCAACAGCAACAACAACAGCAGCAGCAGUUGCAAGCACAGGCAAUGCAGCAGUUGCAACAGCAGCCAAUACAACAACAGCAGCAGCAGCAAUUGCUACAGCAACAGCACUUACAACAGCUACAGCAACAGCAGCAGUUGCAGCAACAGUUGCAACAACAACAAUAUAUACAGCAGCAGCAACAACAACAUCAGCAGCAGCAACAACAAUUUCUUCCGCAUCAAAUGCCAAUUGCUACACAAAACACGCAACUUACAAUGCAACCACAGGCACUUGUUGCUGGCGCUGCACAAAUAUUAGCACAACAGCAACAGUUGCAGGGACAACUGUAUAAUCAAGCGCAGAUGGCUCAGCAGCAACAACUUAUGCAACCGAUUGCUAAUGUGAUUGAUAAUCAACAGCAGCAGCAGCAACAACAACAACAAAUGCCAACUUAUGCAGCUGUUGCCACGCAGAUGGCACAGCAAUACGUACAGCAGCCAAUGCAGCAGCAACAACAGCCAAUGCAGCAGCAGCAACAGCCAAUGCAGCAGCAACAGCCAAUGCAGCAGCAGCAACCGCCAAUGCAGCAGCAGCAACCAAUACAACAGCAGCAGCAGGCAAUGCAACAACAGCCAAUGCAGCAGCAGCAAAUACCCUUAGAGCAGCAAUUGCAGCAACUGUUGCAUAGUCAACCGCAAGCUUCGAUUGUGCAGCAACAGCCGCAACAACAACAACCACAAAUCGAACAACAUGCACAGCAACAGCUACCAGGAAAACCCAUACAGUCAGCAACAAACGCUGUGCCACAGGAAUUGGCCGUAGCACCUGUUUCAGAGGUCCCGGCUACGCUUGCUGGCGACGCACAGGUCCCAACUACAUCUACUACGACAGCAACCACAAGUUCUACUGCAGAAGCGGAAAAACAAAAACAACAGCAAGCUGCACGCAUGCAAAAGCCACGACGCUCCAAUCGCAGUGGCAACGAGCGCAUACCAAAGCUGAGCGUCACAAGCGUGGACGAGGGUAGCGUCAUAAAUUGCCACAUGGAGAACAAACUAAAGACAAUUACAUUCAAAUUUGACAUUGGCGAUGUCAAUCCAGUUGAAAUCGCUAAUAAACUGAUUGCGCAAGAUUUACUAUCCAAUUGCCAAAGUACCGUAUUUGUGGAAAUGAUAAACGAUGUUGUGGAGCAAGUUAAACAAAAUCCACAACAAAUUCCCAUACCAACAACCUAUCGACGUAAUAUUGAAAAGGUGCGUCACGCGUCUCUAACUCGACAGCGUUCCACAUUUAGAACCCAUCAGAGACAUAGAUCUCGGGAUGAAACCGCCACCGACAUCACGAAGAUGUUUGAGACAUCAACGCCAGCUGGAGCGGAGUCUGCAACGGCUGCAGCUGAAAGCGGUGAGGCCAACAACCCAGAAACGUCCAACGUUGGAGAGACACGCCCGCGUGAAUCGUCGCUGCAGAGAAGCACAGAGUUUCAAGCAAGCAUAGCCACGCCCCCAACAACCACAUCGACCAUGUCCUCCUCAUCGACCACCUCCAGAGAUGCGGGCAACAACAGCAACGAUGUAACCAUUGGCUCCGGCUCAGCCUCUCGCAAGACGAGCACAGCAUCGGAGUACACCUCCCUGUCCAUUGAUCUAAUGCCGGACAGCGCCAUUACACCCACAGGCAACGAUGCGUUCCAGCCAUUAGACGUCACAAUGGACAAGCCGCUAAGCGAGCAGAAGGCACGCAGUUUGGCCAUAAGCCGUGUGCAAAUGCUAUUGGAGUCGACACGCAGCGAGGCUAAGCCACGCAGCUUGAACUUACCGCUGAAUCGACAGCUGAAACUUGUGGAAGACCUAAAGCAUACACGUAGCUUGGACGACCUAAGCAAAGGAGAGGAACUUACUUUCGAUAUGCCGGCCUGCAAGACACCCAAGGAAGAAACAAGCGGUGAGCAGGGCACCGCAGCUGCUGAUAAAGCCAAGGAGAAUGCCAUGCAAAGUGCUGGCCAGCCAGCAGGAGGGCCAGCCAACACGCUGGAGCAAUUAAAGAUCGAAUUGGAGAACAUAACGCAUGCGAAUGCCUUGGCCUCCGCUGUAGUGGCGUCGAUAAACAAUCGCUCCAGCACCUAUCAGGCAUCUCCAGCCAUUUCGACGAUGAAGGCGCUGUCCACCUCGCAGCAACAGACGCCAGGGGAGCCCGUGAUGAGCAAGUCGAAUAAUACAGGCUCGGUUGCCUCGCUUGGACAGAAUACACCCACGGCUGCAUUGAAUUCAGCACGCGGAUCCUCAGUAUACAAUUCGCGACGCACAUCGAUUGACAACAGCAUGGGCUCUGAUAUGCAAAUGCCACCGGCUGCCAACAUUAACAUUAGUUCCGAGGGCGCAGUAGAUGCUGUCGGUGCCGAGAGGAAGCUGACAAAGCAGGAGAGCCUGGACAAAGUGUCGAAUGCCUCAAAUGUUAGCGAGUCUCGAAAUCCUAGCAAUGGUGCGCUCAAUCAAAGCUCCAUAGCUGAUCUAGAGAAAAAACUGGCUGCCCUACGCAAUGCGGACAAUGCAGAUGAAACGCCAGCACCAGCAACAGCGCCAGUUGCAACCUUGACACCAGCCAAGCCAUCAGAGGAAGCACUGGCCGCUUCAAAUGCGCGCAAGAUUUCUCGCUUUAGUGUUAGUCGCGUGCAGGAACAAAAGACUUCCACUGAUGAAGCAGCGCAGCAACAACAACAACAACAGCAACAGCUGCAGCAGCAGCAACAACCGUUAAAGAUUGAUUUAAAUUUAGCAGCCAUUGCUGCUGGCCAGGCACAUGGCUACAAUCCCAAUGCCGUUGCAAACGGCAGCAUGGUUAAUACGCCAACUGAGCACGUAAACUCACCAAUACAAAAUGUGCCAUUGGCCAUAAAUGGCAUUCAAUUGAUUUAUCAGCAGCAGCAGCAACCAGGUGUGGUGUCCCAAACACAAGUGUUGCCAAACGGAGUUGGUCUACAAAUGCAGCAGCAACACUUGCAGACAAACAUGCCACAAGCACAGCGUAUGCAGCCAGCGCAGCUUAUCAAUGCUGUUCAGCAGCAGCAGCAGAGCCAACAGACAUGUGUCAGCUAUGCCCGAAGGCGCUACAUGGCUCAACAACAGCAGCAGCAGCAAUCACAAGCUAUGUACAACCAGCAGCAUCAGCAAAACUACCAAGCAGCCACAGCCGGCCAACUGUUGCAACAAGCGCCAGCAAUAGUCACACAGCAACCCAUGCAACAUGUGCUGCAGCCGCUCUUUAAUCCAGGUGCUAAUGAUGUAACCGAGGAGCCCGUCUCACUGGCUGCCACACAUCCACAUCUGCUGCCCAGCGAUAUACAAUCGGACAUCAAGCAUAAUCUAGACUCGUUAGUCAAUCAAUUAUGCAACACACGCUUGGGCACAAACCAGCAUCAACGCUUAUUGCUGCUGCGUCAGCGACAGCUUAUUGAAGAGGACGAGCUGCGCUUAAAGCACUAUGUGGAGUACGAAAAGUUCCAAAAGGCGCUGCGUCAAUCUCUUAGCACAAAUGCUCCAGCUGCGACUGCAUACUAUUCACCAGCUCCUGCUCCAGUGUCGGUUCCAGCCAACUUGCCAGCUCCUGUUCAGGCGCCAGCACCAACAGCCGUUGCGGUAGCAGCACCUCCACCACAACAACAACAACAAACACAGCCACAACCACAACAGCAAGCGCAGCCGCAACCACAGGUUGCAUCGACAGCUACAUCAAAUGCAACGUCCGCAGGCUCUACAGCAAACACAUAGGAAAUAUUUAUGUAGAGCUAUCAUAGCAUACCCCGCACUCUAUCAUGACAAGUCAUAAGCAUUGCUACCCAAAUUGUUCGUCAACUGUAUUGAGCUGAGACGCGUUCGAUAUGAAGAAUAUAUGGUUCUACAGUUAGUUAUUAAGUGCAAGGUUGCCGAAUAUUACCAGGGGAAAAAAUUGUCUGUAAAUAUGUAGUCACACAAUCACAUACCGUUUUUAGUUGAUUUGCCAUUGUUUCGCUUAUUGUUUUACUUUUGUUUUUUUUUUCUAAUAUAUUUUUCUUCUAUUCUGUAAACGCAAUGCUAUUUCCUCUCAUUUGUUUAUAAAUCAAUUAUAAAGUUAUGAAUUUUAAGUAAGCAAAUUGUAUAUUUUAUUAUCGCUAACGUGUAAAUAAAUAUUUCAAUAAUGUCAUAAUCCACGCCUACAUCAGCAUAAUACAUACAUAUACAUAUUAUUGCAUAUUAUUAUAUACAUAAUAUACUACUU
This is a messenger RNA of Drosophila busckii, 7076 nucleotides long. RefSeq lists its product as uncharacterized. The record is from RefSeq and is a predicted model, not a curated record. Lineage: Eukaryota; Metazoa; Arthropoda; Insecta; Diptera; Drosophilidae. Gene Ontology annotation, molecular function: ATP binding; protein serine/threonine kinase activity; chloride channel inhibitor activity. Gene Ontology annotation, cellular component: cytoplasm. Gene Ontology annotation, biological process: positive regulation of potassium ion import across plasma membrane; intracellular signal transduction; positive regulation of sodium ion transmembrane transporter activity.